Molecule: messenger RNA, 1190 nt
Organism: Nematocida parisii ERTm1
Lineage: Eukaryota; Fungi; Microsporidia
Product: serine/threonine protein kinase
Exons: 1
Coding region: 6-1190 (394 amino acids)
Biological process (GO): protein phosphorylation
Cellular component (GO): cytoplasm
Molecular function (GO): protein serine/threonine kinase activity; ATP binding
Source: RefSeq, a predicted model, not a curated record
ACAAAAUGGAUGUAAGAGCAAUUUUGUCACCAGACAAGCGAUUAAGAACAGAGUUACAAAGAAGAAAGAUUGCCCUUUUAGUGGGCACUCAAUGCUUCAUUCUUUUUAUGCUUAUAUUCUUUUUAUUUAGACGGAAAAAUAAUUUCAUGGGGGUACCACGACACACUCUCAUUUUGGAUACAAUGUAUGAUUUGUGUGAUCAGAUAAACGAUGAAGUUGACCGCUGUUUAAAAAAGCCAACCAGGAAGGAGCAGAACAAUGAGUUCUCAAAGAUAGAUAUUUCCGGGCUAAUCCCCAUUAGACUGUCAGAGAUGACUGCUGCUUUUGAGCUAAAUGGGGAUAUAUCCCAUUAUUUAUCUGUCUUAAAUGAGAAUAUAAAUACGAGCAUUAGCAUAAAGAACAGGAUUAUUAUAAAAAGAGUGAUACUUAAAGUAGAAAAUAUUCCCGAGGAAGAGGAAAUAUCUAUGUUGGCAGAUCACCCAAAUGUUGUACACACUUAUUUUACGUAUAGAUGCAAUUACACGAAUUAUAAGGGGGUAGACCAGAAAUUACUCUGGUUAUUUAUUGAACCAUUGGAUAUAAAGGUGUCUAUUAGGGAGCAUGGCAAGAAAGAGAACGAGAUUAGAAAUAUAAUGAGGGAUGUUCUCCUAGGACUGCAGUACCUUCACAGCAAGAAUAUUGCGCAUUUAGAUCUUAAGCUGUCCAAUGUCAUGGGGUAUCAUCAUAAUAAUGAGUCAAUUGUUUAUAAGAUUAUAGACUUUGGAUUCUCUCGGAUACUACCACAAGGAAAAAUAGAGCAAACGUAUCCGAAAAGGUGCUACGGAACAUUCCCGUACAAGCCCCCCGAGGUUUGGAUAUCAAGCAUUCAUGGGCUUGCUUCAGAUGUUUGGUGCAUUGGUGCUAUGUCGCUUUUUUUAGCGAAUAAGAAGUCCUCUUAUUUCCAAAAGAAAGGAGCUGCGGAUGCAGCAGGAAAUACAAAAGACUAUGCAGAGUUUAGAAGAUUUUUAGAAGGAAAGGUAAAGAUUCCCAUAGAUUCAGAAUCAUCACCAGAACUAGUUUCAUUUAUACAAUGUUGUAUGCGCAGAGCACCUGUUGACAGGCCUACUGUAGCGAAAUUAUUAAAGCAUCCUUUCAUAUGCGAUACUAAGCUUUCCCCUCAUGAGGCUCAGAACAUUCGGUAUAGUAUUUAA